Messenger RNA from Zygosaccharomyces rouxii, 693 nucleotides. Its product is annotated as nucleotide diphosphatase. Gene Ontology annotation, molecular function: nucleoside triphosphate diphosphatase activity. The transcript has a single exon. Lineage: Eukaryota; Fungi; Ascomycota; Saccharomycetes; Saccharomycetales; Saccharomycetaceae. Bases 1 to 693 code for a protein of 230 amino acids. The record is from RefSeq and is a predicted model, not a curated record.
AUGAUCAAUCGAGUUAUAGAGUCCAUUGUAUCUCAGUUUCAAAUCGUGCUAGGUAGUUCAUCUGAACGUAGAUAUGAAAUUUUACAACAAGUUAUGGGGGUCCCCCAAAUUACCAUUAUGAAGCCAAGUUUUGAAGAAGAUUUGAAUAAAAGUGAAUUCAGUAACCCUGUGAAUUAUGUAAUUGAGACUUCACGUCACAAGGCAUUGGGUAUUGUUAACGAUUUGAAAGAUAAUAAAACCACUUCUGCUGUUGCUAGUCCCCCAAAACUAAUCGUUUGUGCAGAUACUGUGGUUAUAGAUUCACAAGGUAAUAUACAUGAGAAACCCCAGUACAAGGAGAUUCAAUUGAAGAAUCUGAAAAAAUUCUGUUAUGAAUUGAAUGAACCACUGAAAGUCGUUACUGCUGUCACUGUUGUUAGGUGGAAUCACAGUGGUGACUACGAGAUUAGAGAUACUUUUACCGAGGAGACUAAACUGUAUAUGGAUUCUCAGACACCUCUAGAUCUGUUAGAAGACUAUGUAGCAAGUGGUGAAGGAACUCAAGUGGCAGGAGGGUUCAAGAUCCAGGGCGCUAGUGCCGUUUUUAUCAAAAAGAUCGAUGGUGACUAUUAUAAUGUUGUGGGACUGCCAUUGAACAAAACAUUCCAAGCAUUGUACAGAGAACUACAGAAUACUGGAACAUCAGCAAUAUAA